Messenger RNA from Myotis brandtii (Brandt's bat), 1845 nucleotides. RefSeq names its product tripartite motif containing 71, E3 ubiquitin protein ligase (gene TRIM71). Gene Ontology annotation, molecular function: protein binding; zinc ion binding; ubiquitin protein ligase activity. The coding region runs from base 1 to 1845 and encodes 614 amino acids. Gene Ontology annotation, biological process: protein polyubiquitination; proteasome-mediated ubiquitin-dependent protein catabolic process. Lineage: Eukaryota; Metazoa; Chordata; Mammalia; Chiroptera; Vespertilionidae. The transcript is spliced from 4 exons. The record is from RefSeq and is a predicted model, not a curated record.
AUGCAAGGGCCUCGGGCUGCGUAUGGUGGGGCAGAGAUAAGAGGCUCCAGCCUGAAGAUCAGAAUCACUGGAGUGAGGGAGCUGCUGCAGGUGCUGCACCUGUACUGUGACACUUGCUCGGUGCCCAUCUGUCGUGAGUGUACAAUGGGCCGGCACGGGGGCCACAGCUUCAUCUACCUCCAGGAGGCACUGCAGGACUCCCGGGCACUCACCAUCCAGCUGCUGGCUGACGCCCAGCAGGGCCGCCAGGCGAUCCAGCUGAGUAUUGAGCAGGCCCAGACCGUGGCGGAGCAGGUGGAGAUGAAGGCCAAGGUGGUGCAGUCGGAGGUCAAGGCCGUGACUGCAAGACAUAAGAAGGCCCUGGAGGAGCGGGAGUGCGAGCUGCUGUGGAAGGUAGAGAAGAUCCGCCAGGUGAAGGCCAAGUCUCUGUACCUGCAGGUGGAAAAGCUGCGGCAGAACCUCAACAAGCUGGAGAGCACCAUCAGCGCCGUCCAGCAGGUCCUGGAGGAGGGCCGGGCGCUGGACAUCCUGCUGGCCCGAGACCGCAUGCUGGCCCAGGUGCAGGAGCUGAAGACGGUGCGCAGCUUCCUGCAGCCCCAGGAAGACGACCGGGUCAUGUUCACGCCCCCCGACCAGGCACUGUACCUCGCCAUCAAGUCCUUCGGCUUCGUCAGCAGCGGGGCCUUCGCGCCGCUCACCAAGGCCACGGGCGACGGCCUCAAGCGGGCCCUCCAGGGUAAGGUGGCCACCUUCACCGUCAUGGGCUACGACCACGAUGGAGAGCCUCGUCUCUCGGGGGGCGACCUGAUGUCAGCCGUGGUCCUGGGCCCUGACGGCAACCUGUUUGGGGCCGAGGUGAGUGAUCAGCAGAACGGGACUUACCUGGUGAGCUACCGGCCCCAGCUGGAGGGUGAGCACCUGGUGUCGGUCACCCUGUGCAACCAGCACAUCGAGAACAGCCCCUUCAAGGUGGUGGUCAAGUCGGGCCGCAGCUACGUGGGCAUUGGGAUCCCCGGCCUGAGUUUCGGCAGCGAGGGCGACAGCGAUGGCAAACUCUGCCGUCCUUGGGGCGUGAGUGUGGACAAGGAGGGCUACAUCGUGGUCGCCGACCGCAGCAACAACCGCAUCCAGGUGUUCAAGCCCUGUGGCACCUUCCACCACAAAUUCGGCACCCUGGGCUCCCGGCCCGGGCAGUUCGACCGACCGGCCGGGGUGGCCUGCGACGCCUCCCGCAGGAUCGUGGUGGCCGACAAGGACAAUCAUCGAAUCCAGGUCUUCACCUUCGAGGGCCAGUUCCUCCUCAAGUUUGGCGAGAAAGGGACCAAAAACGGGCAGUUCAACUACCCUUGGGAUGUGGCGGUGAAUUCUGAGGGCAAGAUCCUGGUCUCAGACACGCGGAACCACCGGAUCCAGCUGUUUGGGCCCGACGGCGUCUUCCUGAAUAAGUAUGGCUUCGAGGGGGCUCUCUGGAAGCACUUUGACUCCCCUCGGGGCGUGGCCUUCAACCACGAGGGCCACUUGGUGGUCACCGACUUCAACAACCACCGGCUCCUGGUUAUUCACCCCGAUUGCCAGUCUGCACGCUUCCUGGGCUCGGAGGGCACCGGCAACGGGCAGUUCCUGCGCCCGCAGGGCGUGGCCGUGGAUCAGGAGGGGCGCAUCAUUGUGGCCGAUUCCAGGAACCACCGGGUACAGAUGUUCGAGUCCAACGGCAGCUUCCUGUGCAAGUUUGGAGCUCAGGGCAGUGGCUUUGGGCAGAUGGACCGUCCUUCCGGCAUCGCCGUCACCCCCGAUGGCAUGAUCGUCGUGGUUGACUUUGGCAACAAUCGAAUCCUCAUCUUCUAA